AUGCAGGGUUGUGACAUCCAUGUCAAAGUUCCACAUCCUUUUAAACAAACUUAUGAUGCACUGUUAACCGUUGACAACACCUACACCAUUUCGAACUUCCAAGUCUCUCUGAAUGAUUUACUUUUCAAGCCUUCAGAUCACAAGUUUAUGUUGACAUUUACUGGUGGUACAUCUGUUACAGACAAGAAUAAACAUGAUAUUCCUGCAAAGCCACUUAAAUUCACUUCUUUUACUGAUCUCAUCUCUGGGAAUUGGAAAAAGGAUGUCCUAAUAGAUGUCAUUGGAAUGGUCACAGAAAUUGGUUAUACACAACUUCAACAAGGGGGGAAGAAACAACAGAUCAAUCUAUGUUUGAAAGAUUUGUCGGACAACAAUUUGAAUUGCACUUUGUGGGAAGGAUAUGCAGUGCAAUUCCAUGAUUUUAGUAAGACAAGAAAGGAUACUACUCCAAUCAUAAUUGUUUUGCAAUAUGCAAAGGUCAAGGAAGAAGGAUUGUAUCCAUUGUCUGUUUCAAACACUUUCAACGUUACAAAGUUGCAUCUCAAUGCUGACUUACCUGAGAUUAAAGAUUUUAUUGGAAGCCUUCCCAAGUACACUGAAUCAGGUUCUUCAAGCCAGGCUUUGAGUUUGCAGUCCCAAACUAUGUCACAAUACUCAAGUUCUUCUCAGCACACUCCUUAUGACAAGCUUAUGUAUAAGGCAACUGUACAUACUUUGGCUGAUAUUGUAAAACUCAAGGAGCUGGCUCAAUGCGUGACGGUGGCAACGAUCACCAAACUAAAAGCUGCUCAAGGUGGAUGGUAUUACCAAGCAUGUCAUGAGUGUCCUAGGACAGCCAAAGGAUUGCUACCACCUUAUGAAUGUCCACUUGGCCACAAAACUGAGACUGCAAUUUACAGGUAUAAAAUUUUAAUUGAGGUUUUUAAUGCUGGAACAAAAGCUACCUUUGUGAUAUGGGACCGUGAAGCUUUUCAACUGUUGAAGGUCACUGCUGCUCAGAUGCGCACUGACUUGAUUGAGGCUGGUGUUACCGACCCUCUUGAUUUCCCUGUGGCACUUGAUGCAUUAGUUGGAAAGACCAUGGUUUUCAAAGUCAAAUGGCAACCUGACUGGGAAAAUGGAUCUGUUAUGUCUAUACUUGAGGAUGACAUUGUUAAACGGGAUAUACUACGUUCAUUUGGCCAGGAAUUGCCUGAUUCACAGAUGAUGACCACUCCUACUCUAACACAGAACAAUGAGAGUGUUGCUGAAGCUUCCCAAUUGGACGAUUGGGACAUCAUUCCGGAAACCGAUAUUACGUCUAAUACAUUGCCGGAACCGCUUACACCCACUUCAGCAGCCAAACGGAUUGCUCCUCAUGAAUCACAAGAUAUUAUUACUCUUUCAUCUCAGACAUCUGAAGGACAACAGUCUUCAACAAAAAUGAAAAAACAUAUCAAGCUGGAGAAUUAG
Messenger RNA from Vicia villosa (hairy vetch), 1452 nucleotides. RefSeq lists its product as uncharacterized. NCBI's taxonomy places the organism in Eukaryota, Viridiplantae, Streptophyta, Magnoliopsida, Fabales, Fabaceae. Gene Ontology annotation, cellular component: nucleus. The record is from RefSeq and is a predicted model, not a curated record. Gene Ontology annotation, biological process: DNA replication; DNA recombination; DNA repair. The coding region runs from base 1 to 1452 and encodes 483 amino acids. The transcript has 11 exons. Gene Ontology annotation, molecular function: DNA binding.